GAUAAAGCAAAUAAAAGUGAGAAAGUGACAAGCGGGAAAACGUGUGUAGAAAACAAGCCGUGGAUAGACAGAGGGUGUGACUCCGCCUAUUGAUCAAACACCAUCCUCCUCCCUUUUGUCUAUUCUCCAGUUUGUUAACUUCUCUAAAAGCCGCGUGGACUUCGGGCGAGCCGCUCAAACCUUUUGGCAGGCCUUCGUUUCAUUUCGUGGGAUUUUGGCGCAUCUGGACUCACCCGGUCCACCAACAAGGCAACAGACUUUCCCCCUCCUUUCUCAGAAGUUCAUGGAGUCUUUGUGGAAAUCAUUUAUUGUCAACACAGCAGCGAGGUCUGGAGUUGUAGCAACGCAUCAUCAUAGAAAAGUAACUACAUGAUGAGCAGCCAGUCGAUGCACACCGUCGUUGACCCAGUGUUUCGCAGCAAGAUGCCAUUAUUUGAUGGGACUAUAGCAUCCACAGGGCUGUCAAAACCACAAAACAUGUCUGGUUUUCUGGGUAAGCAGAUGCUGCAGUACAGCGGGGCCUACUUCACUUGUGAUCCCAGAGGAAAGGACGGAGCAGGAUUCACUCCUCCUUGGAGCAACUCAAAGACCUCCCUGCGUGAUGGCAGAAGUCCUGUGAGUCACCUCUCUGGCAUGGAGGGACAGAAACACAUCAUUUACAGGCAAGACAGCAAUUCUUCUGAGGAAGGCCAUUCUUCCUCUCUGCAUCACAGCCCAGUAAAACAGGGCUUCACAAUAUACACUAAAAGCCCUGGGAUCAGCAGUCCCACAGCCGCUGCAGCAGUUAGAAAACAAAAAAGUGGAGGUGAGAAUUCAUCUCCUCCUCCUGAAAACUCUGUUUACUUAGCAAUUCCUAAGCCACUUUAUGUGCACAACCCCUGCUGUAAUGAACUGGGUUGCAUGAUUGGACAACGAUACAGUGUGGAACAUGGCUCUCCGAGGAUACCGAACACCGUAUAUGAGCAUGAUUGGAUGCAAACGGAUGCUCACUACUCUGAAAGUCCGCCCAUCCAGAGGAAAGCACAAGAAGCACUGCUGCAACAGAGAGGUUUGCAGUUUGACCCCAGUGCAGAGCCACUAAAGAGGGUCACUGUGGAAGCAUACAGCCCAAGCAGAGCAAGGACUUUUCCUGCUAUGAUUGACCCAAACUACAGCAGUUAUCCCUGCACCCCCACUCGCACACUGUUCAGUUCUCUGAGUGAGCACAGCCAGCGUUUACAGACUUCCCCCAGAGGCUACCCUAGCUUACACCCCUCCCAUCCCACAUAUGAGCAUAUGACCUCAGAGGGACAUUCUCCCAUGUCCAAAUAUGGCCAGCUAACACAGCACCCGAUGUUUUAUUACUCCCAGGCCAAUGUGGAGGUAGACGACAGGACACGGUGUAAGCAGAGAGAAGAUGUGCCUGUUAUUGUCAAACACACAAUCUCAAACCCCCGGGAGCAUUACAUUGUGCCUCAGUCUCUUCAUGAUGAAAUUCCUUUGCCUUUGCCUAGCUCUGACACGUUGCCAAGUCAUGCCUUGAUGCGGGGUUUUGACUAUCCAUGUUAUGCACUUCCCAGAUUUCAUUUAAGUGCAAACCAAGUCAGAGCUCCCCUAAAAAGGCAACGUGCAUCGCCUAGCUUGCACUCUAAUCGCAUUAAUACUUCCCCAUCCAGACAAUACAUGGAGCACCCAUUGGCCUCUGCAACGAGUCUACACAAGGACAAACCCAACACCAGCCUGCACGUUCACCAAACACACAGCAACUCACCAUUCCUCCGGGUAGAACAAACUAGUCCUACCAGACGUGUGAGCCAUCCUGGCAUCUCACCAUCUGGCAUACAAAUCAACAGAUUUUACCCCCACCUUCAAAGCUUGCACCUAGACCGCCCUGUCUUUCCUCCAAGUGCCUUGAACAUAGACAGAAUCCUGGACUAUUCAUCCUGUGAAGCCAAGGUUACGUGCCCGAAACAGCCAAAAAGCCUUCCUGUUUCCCCAGCAGCAUGGCUGCCCCGGUCCCCUAACCACAGUUCCAAUCGAGUCCAUGCAGCUGUACCUCAUAGUCCAAAUGUCCGAAAAAUAAUUUAUUCCCCUGCUGCUGCAGCAGGUGCUGCUGUUCUUAAAGGGUGCCUGAAGAGAAGUAUGUCUCACUCAUCUUCACCCAUCAGAAUAAAAGAAGAGGAUAGGGAUUUAUGGGAAGUGGAACUCAUUAAGAAACAAAAAAAGGUAGAAAUGGGGAAUCCCGAAGAAGGAAAUAAAACAGGCUCUCCUCCUAUGCCAGUUAUUGAUAACGUCUUCAGUCUGGCACCAUACCAAGCAUACCUGAAGGCCUCUGGUGUGUUAUUUCCAGGCAGAACACCACAGAGAACCACCCAGUCCUCUGAGCACCUUGAAGUCCAAACCAAGCCAGACAUCAAACAGAAAAGCCCAGGUCAAGAUAAACCGCAGCCUUUUUCCAAAAAAAUCUGUGCUGAUAUUCCACUAGAGAAGCCUGUUGUAGAAAUAUUUGAACCCAAGAAGAUUAAAGUGGAAAAAGGAAAUCCAUCAGACACAGAUGAUGACGUAGAGACUCCUGUUAGAGAGAGUGGCUGCAUUAGAGUAUCAGUCAAAAAAGAGCCUGAAGAGAAUGUUUCAUCCAACAUGUUGGUGAUAAAGAAAUGUGAACCUGAUGAACUUGAAUGUAAACCCUCAUUAGCAGAUGAAACUGAGACAUCACAUGAGUCCAAGGUGACCUCACAGAUGAAGUCAUCUUCCCGUUGUGAUAAAUGCACACUGCAAGAUCAGGUGGGCACCCUGAAACCCAAAUCCAUCACUCCACCUCAACCACCUGAGAGCAAACGAGAUUUCAAAAACAUUCCUCCCCAGUGUCUGAAACUUUCUAACUACAAUAUACUUCUCCAUGAUACGAAGCUUGCUCGCCCUGCUCCACCCCCUGAAACACCACCUGCACAGCCAAUAACUGAAUUCAGAGCAAAACGAGAGGUUCAAAUGCCAAUCCGCAAGCACUUCCUUGAGUUGCACCAAUCCCUCUGCAAGCUAAUAUCCGACUAUGUGAUGGCCUCUUCAGAACAGGAGCUCAGAAGCUGGUUGUCUCAGUUGGAACUGACUGAACCAGCAUCUCCUUCAGUCAAAGUUCAGAAAGUGUCUUGUCUGUUGGGGGUAAGAGCCAGAGAGGUGUGGCUCAAUGAGGAGAUGAAGUCAGCGCUCCAUAAGAUAGUGGAGAGGUUGAGAGAGUACACAGCCCAGGAGCGCUGUCCUUUCCCACAUGUCAUGCGGACUGGGGCGGUGUUCCUCCCCAUGCUGGUGGUGAAGGAGCUGCUGUUUCCGACGGUGCAGGGCAGCUUCAUUGACCAGGUCCUGCAGGAGCACCGAGUGGAGCUGCGACCCACAACACUCUCCGAAGAAAAAAUCCUCAUCCAGCUUCAUAAGCGAGCCUGUUCCUCCAGACUCAGGAGACUGAUGUCCCUCAAACACCUGCCUGACAUCUACACAGAUGUGGUCAACCUUUUGUAUCACGCCUGUGUCUGCAAACAUCUAGGAUUAGACAGAGAUGAUCCUGCUGACAGAGAAAAAGAUGAAGGUUGUGAGGAGACUAUCAGCUGCAGAACUCCUGAAUUUUCAGACAUCACUGCUUCUGACUCACAGAGUCAUCCGAAGGACCAGGAAACAAAAUCAGAUUUUGGGAAGAGUACAACAAAAAGCAGGGUAAAAAGCAGCUCAAGGCGCUUGUUUCUAGACAGCAGUUUGUCAGAUGAGGAAGAGGGAGAUGAGACUUUAAGUGAAGACGUGCUGAAUGCAUUUAGUGAGAGAAACUGGAGUGGCCAUCAAUCUGAAGAGAAUGAGGAUAGAGGAAGUGACCUUGUGGUUGCAGAGCAGGAUUCUUCACUCAGUCCACUAAGCACAACUGAGAAUUCAUGGAUGUGUCCUCUAUCCUUGGACAAACUUUCUCCGUCUCAAAGUGACACAGAGACAGAGGAAUACUCCAGUCUGCAGCCGGUAAGAUCCAAAUCUCCAGUUAGAUCCAACAAUUGUUCAGGCGUGAUCCUCAAACUGAGGCGGAUGUUUACUAAAGGUCUGCACAGAAAAAAGGCCCGCUACCAAGCAGUCUCAGACUUGGGGACAGUUGCUGCUCCUUCUCUCUCACAGACUGGUGACGGGGAGGGAGAAGAGAGCAGCGGGAGAGACCUUCAAAGGAGGACACCCAAAAUAACCCAGAGGUGGCAGAAAACGGGAAGCUUCUCUCACGCCUUAAGACCCCUGAGCAGCCGUUCUCAAAGAAAACACAGAUCCCUAAAGAUCAAAUACUGUCCCUACUUGUCUGCCUGCCACAGCGCUGAACACAGGAGGAGAUGGGUUCUGCGUUCAGCUGUGCAGAGGGCUCAGGGGGCCAUGAGGAUCUCCUACCCAGACCUGGUGGGAAAGAAGAUUCGCCAUCUGUAUGAAGAAGACGACAAAUCAGAAGUGUGGUACAGAGGGGAAGUUUUGCGUAUACACGAGGCCAACACCAACCCUCUAAAGACUAUAUUUGAGGUCCGGUAUGACAGCGAGCCUGAGUGGAAGUACUACCUAGAGCUACUGAUAGACUAUAAAAAAGGCUGGCUCAAAAUUGAAGACUAGUUUCCCCACACAAAUGUACAGGUGCCAUUUUUGCUUUUGUCACUGAGUGUGGGUUUCUGUCUUUUUUAAAAACGUACAAACAAAUGAUAAGCCCUAAAUAUCUGCGUGGCCUCCUCAGGAAUGAAGUUGGACUGGAUAUUUUUUAUAAUGAGGUCAGUUAACAUUCUUUGUCACUUGAGAGCUACAGGGUGCAAGUUUUGGGACUGACUAUAGCCAACGUGGAACAUCCUGUCAUGUUUUUUUGUGCUUAUCAUCUAUGACACAUCUAUCAGUAGCUUUUCUGGUUUCGACACAAAGUAGAUAACAGCCGUGUGCAAAAAAAGUUGCUACAACCUUGCUUGAUUUGAAAGGUAUGCAAAAAAAAUUUUUUUUAAAUCACAAGUUAUUUAACUUAAUUGUAAGCCAACUAUGAAGUUGGGUACUUGUCACCAUUCUCCAAUUUUCUGGUUUAAAAAAAUGGGAUUCUGAGUGAAGUUGUUGAUAGUUUACCAUUUUAAAUUUUCCAGUAAAAACUAAGAAACCAGCAAAUGACAUGAAGAAAUUUAUAAAAGGGUUUUACUAUCAAACAGUUCCAGCUGCAUGUAUAUAGGUUUACAGUAAUAGUGCCAGUUAUGUACAUUAUUAUAGCAAAGAGUGACUUUAACCUUGAUGAUUGUGGUUUUGUUGUGUGUACCUGAGGCUGGACAGGCAUUAACGUAGUUCUGUACUAAGUUGUUCAGGAGGCUGAGAUGUCCCCAUGUCAUAGCAUUUGAAUCACUGUGAACCAUAAGACUUUCACCUCAAAUCAUGUUUUAAUUUUUUUAUAAUUUUCUUAUACUUCUGCUUAAAGCAAUAUUCUUACAGUUGUCUGAAAUAAAAUGUUUGUUUUUUGUAAUGCUGUUGAAAGUUG
Molecule: messenger RNA, 5485 nt
Organism: Centropristis striata (black sea bass)
Lineage: Eukaryota; Metazoa; Chordata; Actinopteri; Perciformes; Serranidae
Gene: prmt2ip
Product: chromosome 6 C15orf39 homolog
Exons: 3
Coding region: 370-4596 (1408 amino acids)
Source: RefSeq, a predicted model, not a curated record